UCUCUCGUUAAUGCUUGUUACGAUGUAGCACGCCCAAGUAUCUACUUUGAAUUUGCUACACCGUUGUAAUCGUAUAGAUGACUAUACUGCCGUCGGUCGAUAAACAGCGAAACGCGGAACUGAAAAGUACUGAGUUAAAGGAACGUGGACCGCUUGUAUCUCAAUACAGUAAUGCAGUAGUUCGAGAACAAUAUUUUUGGUCUUUAUCUAGUUGAUCACAAUAUUACUCGAUUCAUCAUGUUCGAGUAGCGUUGAUUACGCAUUGUGUGUUUUACACUUUUCCAAUGAACUUCCUUGAAUGCAUCGUUGAAGACUUCAAAGUGCAAAGGAAUUGGUGCGAAGGACGAAAGUGUGAAAGCGUACGCUCACCGCUACUUACGCGAAGAAACAUAUCUUUUAGCUAUUCUCAAUGUGUUCGGAAGAUUUGAUCUGAUCAUCUUUUGAUGAAACAUUUGUUCAACUAUUCAAGCAACUAAAGAAUAUUCUGGAUUCAAUUAAUUGAUAAGUACAGUGUAACUGUAACGUUUGUACGAGAAAUUUUACGAUAAAUAAAAAAGGAACACCGCAAGACCGAUGGAAUGGCAAUGGAAUUUUUUUUUAGCGCAGGAACAUGUGAAUUCGUAUGUCACUUGUUAUUAUGAUAGACUUUAAGGUUAUUAUGAUAAAUUUGUAAGAUCGAAGCAUGAUCCUCAUGUUCAAGUUGUAGGAUUGGGUGUGAAUAGUAACUUCCGUGACAAACCGACACGAUAGUAGAGUUGUUCGAUGAAAUUAAAACGCGUGACUUUCGAUUUUCAAACUCAUCCUUCUUCGUUAUGUGUGAAUAAAUAAAGUUUUUCAUACGUGUUUUGAACUAUUUUUAAAAAGACUUAUUAUUCUUUGGAUUUUAUAUCGGCUAUGGUUGUAGCCAGUGGUAAGUGGGUACAAAAUGCCAGUUUUCCUGCCAAUCAGAAUUCCAACCUGAAAGUAAACUCCAUACAAAGUAACAAAAUGACAGCCAAAGGAAUUUUAAUUUGCCGUGAUAAUUCUCAUCCUUUUGAAGAACGUACAUUGUCAUUGGAGCAAGCUGUUAAAGUUGGCCGUUCUGUAGCAAGAGCUAGAGCCACUCCAAAUAAUGCAAUUUUUGAUUGUAAAGUAUUAUCUAGAAACCAUGCAUUAUUAUGGUAUUCAGGUGGAAAAUUUUUUUUACAAGAUACUCGUAGCAGUAAUGGUACAUUUGUUAAUAAUGAAAGACUCAGUACAGCUGGAGUAGAAUCAACACCUAAAGAAGUAUGUUCAGGUGAUAUAGUGCAAUUUGGAGUAGAUGUGAUAGAAAGUACAAAGAAAAUUAGGCAUGGAUGUAUAGUUGCAACAUUGAAAUUAUAUUUACCAGAUGGAAAAGAAGCUAAAGCUAGUCUUAGUACGUCAGUCACAUUACCACUCAAUAAUAUUUCUUUGGAGGAUAUGUACAACCUGAAUCAAAUUAUGCAAGAAGCUUCAGAACGUGAGAAAGCACUUUAUUCUAAAUUAGUAUGUCUUCAACAACUUGUAACAAAUGCUCGGAGAGCUGCCAAUCAAUCUUGGAAAGCAUUAAUAACAGAGGAUCGGUUAUUGUCUUGGGUAGAAAGUAUGGAAAAUCAACUGGCUGUUUAUUCUAAAAAUUAUACAGAAGAUAAAAUUAGAAACGAAUUGGUAAUAUUUCAGACAGAAAAAGUACAAUACCAAAUGAUAGCAAAAGAGGCAUUACAAAAAGUAUUAGAAGAGAAAUUAGAGGUAAGUCAAAGAUUAGUUCAAUUAGAAGGGCGUUUAAAUGAAACAGAAGAAGAAUGUCAAAGUCUUCAUAAUGUAGUAAAAUAUACUCAACUAGAACUUCAACAAUUAUGUAGCAAAUAUACAGAAGCACAAAAAAAGCUACAAGAAACUACAAAUAAACUGAAAGAGAGCGAGGAAAAAAUAAAGGAUAUAGUACAAAGUACAGAGCAAGAGAAACAAGAACUUUUGAAAAGACUUGAAGAUCAAUUUAAAAUUGAGAAAAAUUUACAAACAAGAUUACUUAAUUCUAGAUUAGAUUCUGUUAAUAUUUAUAAGCAGAUCACUGCCCUCAGAAAUUAUAUGCGAAUCUUGCAAGAUAUGAAUACAAAAUUAGUAACAAGUGACAUUAUAGAAUCAAAAGAUGAAGAAAAUCCCAUUGAGGCCAUUAAUAUUAUUCUGAAUAAAUUAAAUUCCAUUCAUGUUGACAAUGUAGACAUUGAUCCAGAAAUCAACUUUUAUUCUAUGAAAGAUGAACAAGAUAAUCAAAUCAAUUCACAAGAUAUCGAUUCAAAUCAAUUAAAAAAUUCUUUGGCUAAUAAUGAUAUUUUAAGAGAAUUUAUUUUGCCACCACUGUGUCGAAAAACUUUAGUUAAUGGGAAUGUAAAUAUAGAUAAUACAGAUAUGAAUUCAGAAUCUGAUGUUAAUUCAGAUGCAACAGAUGAUACAUGCAGUAUUACCAGUGAUGAUACAAGUGAAAAAUCUGUUAUAGAAGUUAAAAAAGAGGAACCUGUGUAUAAAGCAGCAGAAGAAACUUUUGUACCUUAUAAAAUGGAAGUUAGAUUUGUAUGUGAUGAAAAUGGUAAACAAAUGGAGAACUCCCAUUCUUCUCAAGCUUUACAAAAAGUGAAAGAUAGCGAAGAAGCAGAAAUUAGUAAUGACAGCUUGAACAGUGUUAAGAUCAGUUCAACUGAAUCUGUUUCUAUGCAAAUUGAUCAACACGAAAAGAAAGACAAAACAGACAAAGAUAGCAGUGAAUUAGAUGAAGAAUGUGAAGAACAUUUAGAAGGAGAUUAUAUUAAAACAUUAAAACCAUUAUCUAAAAAUGAUACUGUACAACAAAGUAUACAUGCAAGGGAAUAUGUAUUGCAGACUUUGAUUGGAUCCUUAGAUUCAUUAAAGGUUGAAGACAAUUUAGAAUCACAGCAAACCAUCAAGAAGGAGUUAGAAAAUCUCAAGGAUUGGUUAAUUUGUGAACCUCAUGAAGAAAUUGUUGAAAAACUAAAAGAACUGUAUUAUCGUGCCAAGAAUGAAGCUCAAAGAAUUCAAGAGCUCCAUGAAGAGUUAGUUAUUUUAAAGGAGAAGUUCAAUGCAUUUGUUGAAGAAAAAACAGAACUUUCAAAAAAAUAUACAACUCUUAAAGCACAAUGCGGUGAUUUGUUAAAUACAACUUACACCGUACCGAUACAUUAUGUGGCACCUAUUGCAAUCAUAUUGAUAUGGAUAUUGCUUCAAAAAAUAUUUUAA
Messenger RNA from Eufriesea mexicana, 3252 nucleotides. It is a transcript of the gene Slmap, whose product is annotated as Sarcolemma associated protein. Bases 895 to 3252 code for a protein of 785 amino acids. The record is from RefSeq and is a predicted model, not a curated record. The transcript has a single exon. NCBI's taxonomy places the organism in Eukaryota, Metazoa, Arthropoda, Insecta, Hymenoptera, Apidae. Gene Ontology annotation, molecular function: protein binding.